Messenger RNA from Colletotrichum lupini, 552 nucleotides. RefSeq names its product RNA polymerase Rpb6. Bases 1 to 552 code for a protein of 183 amino acids. Gene Ontology annotation, biological process: DNA-templated transcription. The record is from RefSeq and is a predicted model, not a curated record. The transcript has 3 exons. Gene Ontology annotation, cellular component: nucleus; RNA polymerase I complex; RNA polymerase III complex. Gene Ontology annotation, molecular function: DNA binding; DNA-directed RNA polymerase activity. Lineage: Eukaryota; Fungi; Ascomycota; Sordariomycetes; Glomerellales; Glomerellaceae.
AUGUCUGACUUUGGCGAUGACGAUGUUGGCGGAGGCGACGAGACCAUGUACGAGGACGAGGCCGCCGACUACUGGGAUCCCGAGGUUCCUGCGGACGAUGAGGAAGUCGGAAGGGCAGAGGGCGACGAGGAGGACGCGGACAAUGUCGUUGCAUCGGGCGACCCCUCUGCGGCAGCGAACGCGGGCAAGGGCAACGAGAAGUCGCACCGCGACAAGAAGAUUCCCGAUGACCAGCGUACGACGACCCCCUACAUGACAAAGUACGAGCGCGCCCGUAUUCUGGGAACCCGCGCCCUGCAGAUCAGGUUCGUCAAACCGCAAUCCCACCCAAAGCAAAUACCCCGCGAUAAAGUCGCGAUGCACGCGGACAGAAACAAGCUAAUGCGUGGGAUUAGUAUGAAUGCGCCGGUGCUGGUGGACUUGGAAGGAGAGACGGAUCCUCUUCAAAUCGCGAUCAAGGAGCUCCGAGAGAAGAAGAUCCCUCUCAUUGUGCGCCGCUACAUGCCCGACGGAUACUACGAGGAUUGGACCUGCGAGGAGCUUCUCCAGUGA